Silurus meridionalis is the source of this 1918-nucleotide messenger RNA. Its product is annotated as myelin-associated glycoprotein-like. The transcript is spliced from 12 exons. NCBI's taxonomy places the organism in Eukaryota, Metazoa, Chordata, Actinopteri, Siluriformes, Siluridae. The record is from RefSeq and is a predicted model, not a curated record. The coding region runs from base 239 to 1336 and encodes 365 amino acids.
CUCCUUUUACCCUAAGGGAGUUAAUAUAUUUCUAGAGCAGUGGCAGUCUUUUACUCAAAAGACAAAAAAAAUUGUUCUUCAGCUAACAUCCAAAAUGUCAUCGAGGUUUGAGGUCAACGAGGAUGUACUGCUGCUUUAAAUAAGAGCAGGAGAGAAUACCGUGAGAACAGCACCCCACGAUCUGGAGUCAAGAGUCAGAAGAGCCUGCAGAGAAAGAGAGAAAGAGAGAAAUUGCAGCAUGGAUCUUCAGUCAAGAAUACUGUUCUGCUGGAUUAUUCUUCAAGUUGCCUUUGCCUCUGUUUUUGCGGAUGUUUGGAAGGUAGAAGUUGUCACUCCAAUAGAGGGACUGGUUUCAUCUUGUGUAGUGUUGCCCUGCAAGUUUAAUUACCCUGGUGACACAGUUCCUUCCUCUCGGGUAAAGGGAAUCUGGUACAAAAAGGAUAAAGUAGCUGAUCGCAUCUAUGACGAAGAUUCUUUGCAGAUUGUCGACAGCUUUAAAGAUCGCACUAAACUUAUUGGCAACCUGGGUGAUAAAAACUGCUCAUUGGAAAUUAACGAAGUGAAAGAUCACGACAACGGCCCGUUCUGCUUCAGAACUGAAAUCCCAACAAUUGACAAAUACUCUUUUGUUGAUAAUUGUGUGACCAUCAAAAUAAAGCCUGAACCUGAAGAACCAACUCUGUAUCAUGAAGAAUCCUUCACAGAGGGAUCAGCUGCUAUUUUUAAGUGUUAUAUCAGACACACCUGUCCCACACACCACCCGACUAUUAAAUGGAGUCGUACUGAGGAUAAACCCACUUUGAUCUAUAAGGACAAUGGCCAUGGAGUUUGGGAGGUAGAGUCCUUGCUGACCUUUAUUGCCACUCCAGAGGACGAUCACACUGAAAUCACCUGCACUGUCUCUUUCCAUGGCAUUCUGGAAUCUGCAGUCACUCACAAGAUAUACAUAAAACGUAAACAAACCUUCCUUCACAUCAUUAUUCCUGUGGUUGCUGUGACUGGAACCAUCAUUCUAUUUGGAACAGCAUGUUUCUUUGUGACGAAGAGAUACAAGCGACAAAUUCAAGAUCUCCAGGCUAGGAACCCAGAUGGGGUGUGGAGUCGUCUAUCCAGAAUAUCUCGCAGGGUCCGUGGUGAAAGGCAUGAACAUGAUAGUGGCAUUAGGCAGAACAACUGUGUGAGCAAUGCGACAGGAUCAGCAGGAUUCUCAAAACCCCGUUUUCCAUCUCCAAACAGUGGCAAAAAAGCCUACAAGAAGUCUGGUGGUGGAUGUUCAGAUGAUUAUGGUGAUGACUACACCAACACGGGUGACCUCAAUGUAUAUGGGAAUAUUUGAUGACAUUUGGAAUUUGAAAAAUUAUCAUCUCUUUUAAAAUAUAAAAUUCUUUUAAUACUUAAACUACAUACAAAUAGAUCGAAUAAGAAUUCUAGUCAUGCUUUGUAUGUGUUUAUUUUUUAAAUAAAGAAGAUUGAGUUGAUGCCUAAGAAAUUAGGAUAUUUUGCAUAUUUGUAAGGUCCAGUGAACAGCAAAACAGAUAAAACUAUUUUUUACAUUUCAGUAGGUGGGGUUUUAGUUCCUUUAUGUGACUGGUGGUUAACCAACCAAUGUUCAUUUCCCACACACUUAGUUCAUAUAUGAAGCCAAUUUAACACCUAAGCCUCAACUGACUUUAUAACUGGAAACUGAAAUUUUCCUUUAGACGUCAUUAUUAUAAUGAGACUUUCCAUAUUAUUUUUUUAAGUAGGACAACAAAAAAGGCUUGUGGCUUGCUAUCGCAUAAUAGCAAAUAAAAAGGCUUGUUUUGCAUUUGUAUUUGGGUAGUUUGUAGCUCUAAUAAUAAUGCAAAUACUAUUGUGUUCUCUUUAUGUUUUUGGCUGUACAAGUUAAAGUAUAAAAAUAAAAUGCUUAAUACAUUGA